Molecule: messenger RNA, 3625 nt
Organism: Gambusia affinis (western mosquitofish)
Lineage: Eukaryota; Metazoa; Chordata; Actinopteri; Cyprinodontiformes; Poeciliidae
Gene: sp5a
Product: Sp5 transcription factor a
Exons: 2
Coding region: 327-1454 (375 amino acids)
Biological process (GO): regulation of transcription by RNA polymerase II
Molecular function (GO): RNA polymerase II cis-regulatory region sequence-specific DNA binding; DNA-binding transcription factor activity, RNA polymerase II-specific
Source: RefSeq, a predicted model, not a curated record
GUGGAUUCAAAGGAUUUGCUUUCCCCUCUCAAAGAGCCGCCAUUCUUUGAUGAUUGGGCAGCGGCAAACUUCAAAGUAAUAAAUCUUAUUUCUGACUGGCUGGCGGCCCACCAAAGUCCUUAUCAAAUUCUAAGAAGUGAUCCCUCACUCUUCAGAUAGACUGAGGAUAUAUCGGCGAGAGGAGGCACUGGAGAGUGAAGACCUGCCCCGACCAGAAUCAUUUUUUCCCCCUUCCUUUUCUUCUUUUGCUCUGAAUGCCACAUAUUCAUCAAAAUUAGCGCGUUUGUUUAUUAUUAGUUUGCAUCGGGAGGAGGAGGACGCGCACCAUGGCAGCGGUGGCUGUUCUGCGGAAUGAAACACUGCAAGCUUUUCUCCAGGAUCGCACUCCAAACUCCUCUCCAGAGAACUGUAAGCACUCCCCGCUGGCGCUCCUGGCCGCCACUUGUAACCGGAUCGGACACCACCACGGAUCCAACCACCCAGACUUCCUCCAAGUCCCCUACGAUCCCACUCUGGGCUCCCCCUCGCGACUAUUUCACCCGUGGACUAACGAGGGGAGCCCCCAAAGCAGCCUGGCCGGCAACUCUACUUUCGGACUAUCCUCCAAGCCUCAGCUGUCUGCGCACAUCCAGAGCUCCUUCAGCACCCACCACGAACUGCCCCUCACCCCUCCGGCGGACCCUUCGUACCCCUAUGACUUCUCCCCGGUUAAGAUGUUACCUUGCUCCAUGCAGUCCCUCCAGUCCACCUGUCCUCCCACCUACGUCCCUGCCGUCAGCUACGCAGCUCCGGCGCCCAUCCCGCCCCAGAUGCCGGGCUUCGUGACGGGACCGUCCGGCCUGGUCCACCAGCAGCAGAGACAGUUGUCCCCGAACCCCGGGGAAGACAUCCCGUGGUGGAGCCUGCAGCAGGGCAACCACGUCGGCCACUCUUCCACUCUGGGUCCCCACCGCUUCCAACUGCAGAGAGGCUUGGUGCUGGGGCACACGGACUUUGCGCAAUACCAGACGCAAAUCGCCGCUCUGCUGCACACCAAGUCGCCCCUCGCGACCGCGCGGAGGUGCAGGCGGUGCAGGUGCCCCAACUGCCAGUCGUCCACCUCCAGCGACGAGCCCGGCAAGAAGAAGCAGCACAUCUGCCACAUACCGGGCUGCGGGAAGGUGUACGGGAAGACGUCGCACCUCAAGGCGCACCUGAGGUGGCACUCCGGGGAGCGGCCGUUCGUGUGCAACUGGCUGUUCUGCGGAAAGAGCUUCACCAGGUCGGAUGAGCUGCAGAGACACCUGAGGACUCACACAGGAGAGAAGCGCUUUGUGUGCCCGGACUGCUGCAAGAGGUUCAUGAGGAGCGACCAUCUUGCCAAACAUGUGAAAACCCACCAGAAUAAGAGAAGCAAGUGCCACGAGAAGACGCUUGAUCACGUCAAGAGAGAGGACACGAGGAAUAUGUUGUAACACGGUUCACUUCGCCCCAUUUCGUACCUAGGCGUUGUCAUUUCGUACCUGCACACUGUAGUGCUGCUUAUCCGCCUUUCCCCCCCCUGACAUUACAUUUUGUUAUUCCCCGAAAAUAUAAUGAAUUAAGAGACUUAUAAUUUCAUUCAAUCUUAUUUUCUUUUCUGAACAAACUCCAAUUCAGUUGACCGCUUUGCUUAUUGUACAGAACAAUCAACUUCUAAGAAAGCUAACCUUUUGUGACCCCUGACCUUCUCAAAAGAUAACAUAUAUGACUAAUAAAAUUCACUUCCAGACCCUGAGCAAAUAAAGGCAAAUUACUUGAAAUAUCAGCUGUCAGUUGCAGGGAUGAAACGACCAAAAGUACGAAAUGGCAAGGCAGCGACCUGACCAGCACUCUUUAAGGCUCAACACACCUGCUAGUUAUUUCCAGACAAACAGUAUCAUAGUGCAAUACAGUCAGUCAUUAGUUAAAGUACAAAUUAGGCUGCUUUUUAUUUUAUUUUUUUUUACAGGAUAGUUGGACUUUUCGGGUUGAUUUCUAACAUCCUGACCGUGGUUUUUAAACUUUGCUGGUCUGUGGGACACAUUUCUCUCUGUGUGUAUAAAGUUUAAUGAGUUCAUCUGAGAAGUUUAAUCAAGUCUGGGAUAUUCACUGUUUGUAUAACAUCAAAGAAAAGACAAGUUUUAAGACUUGUGUUUUGAUUCAUUGUCUUCGGUGGAAGAUUUCACUCCCCUGUAAAUUCUAUUUAAUAGCUUUUGUUGAAUGAAAGUGUCUGUUUUUUGCUCCAUAUGGGGGUGUUUUCUUUUUUUAUUAUUAUUAAAAAAGCAUGCUCUUGAAAAGAUCUGCUAUUGUUGCUAUGACCCAAAGUACUGCGUGAGAAUAAAAGUUAUAAAAAUUUCCCCCUCAUCUAAGGAGAGUUCAUUCAGCUUGCCUCUGUUAUCUCACUGUGGAGGCGACAAGACAUUUUUAAAAAUAUAUUUUACCUGUAAAAGAUCUACAUGACUUGCAAAAGCUGUUACCAGUGUCCAAAAUGUCCCAAUACAAAAAGAUUCAUUUGAUAUUUUUCCAAUAAUCAAUUUUAUGGGAUUAAACUAUAAAAUCCUAAUAUUUUCUUCUUGAUUUUUCGAGUUUAGACACUGAGGAAAAUAUAAUUUUGAGCUGUUUUUUAAGUCUCUAAAUGGUGUUGCUUUAGCAAAAACUGCUGACAUUCUUGGAUAUUUUUAAAGAAAAAUGAGAAUAUUUUCCCUAGAAAAUGUUUAGAAUAAGCUAAAUAUUUUUUUAUUUUUAUUUAAAAGCAUCAAAUUCCAAGCAGAUUAAGUCUGUAUUAGGAAAAAAAAGUAUUAAAACUAUAGAUUUUUAUAUUGAUGUAUGGGUUUCAGAGGUGAAAAAUGUGGUGCACCAGUUGAGUAAAAGCUUUUUAGUCAUAACUUCAUGAGCGUUUUGGAUAUGUAUGAAGUAUAGUUUAUUUUUUCUAAUUAAUAUAUUUUUUUCCUGAAGUUCAAGAUCCUCAGAAUAAAUGUUCCUUUUGGCAGAUUUUACAAUUUUUUCUUCCUGUAUCCUUUAAUGUUGUGUUAAACGAUUCAUUUGUUUAGUCUAGGAGUGAUAUUAUUGGCUGGGUGGAGACCAAGAAUCAUUUUGAAGAGUUGGACGAAGUUACGUUGACAAUCCUUAAAAUACGAUUGGUACAAUCCUUUUUAGUGUCGUUUUUUUUGUUUUUUAAGCAUACAGCUGUCUGUUACAGGUUCAUAAGUUUCUCAAAAGAAAUUCAAGUGUUUCAUCUUCACCUUCUUCACCCUCUUUCUCAGUUUUCUAUUGCUAAAGUUCUUCAGUCCAUGAUAUCGAUCAGCACAAAUAAGAAGCGAUAAAGUCCUUUAUGUCUAGCAGAUCCAAAGCAUCAGUCAGAGAUUCAUCCAUCUGCUCCAGCUAUUCAGUAAGUAAAGUCCUUCUGCUGUCAUGUCUGUUUCAUCUCAGAUCAAUAAAAUUGUCAGGCUGAUAGCUGCCACUCAGGGAAGUAUCAGCUGCUAGUUGUAUGGGAGGUUGUUUUUUUUUUUGUUUUUUUUGUCACAACAGCGCCCCCUUUUGUUAGAUGUGGUGGCUCAAUGGAGCAAGAAAAUAUUAGUGUUGAAAAAAAAAUAUACCAGAAGUCUUAACCUUUCUCUAGUGCACA